UCAGCUGUUCUCCUGAUGUCAUUCGAUUCGACAACAAUUCUCAUUGCUCAUUGCAUCUUCGUCAAGAAAAUAUUAUUUUAGCUUUGUUAAAAUAAAGCACAGACUAUGGCCAAUUUUAUGCAAGACAGUGUUGUUAAAUAUGCCUGUUCUUGCGGCAUAUUGCAUCCAAUUAGUAAAUUAUUUUUUUGUCGUCAUUGUCCCAAGCUGAGGUGUGGUUUUUGUGUUUGCCACGAAGUGGAUUCGAAUUUUUGUUCCAAUUGUCUGGAAAAUAUACCCUCAUCAGAGGCAAGGAAAUUGUGCAACAACUGUGCCAAUUGUUUUAACUGUCCAUGUUGUCUGCAUACCUUAUCGGCCAGGGCCACCACUGUGGUAGUUCAGAAAAAACCCGAUGAAGCCUCUAGAGAUGCUGAGACCACCGCUGGAGGCAGUGCAGAUGCCAAGCCUGACCCAUCUAAGGUGUUUACAAAGAAAAUGUAUUAUUUAUCCUGUUUGUCAUGUCGUUGGACCUCACGAGAUGUUGGUAUUCCCGACCAGUCUGUGGCAACUGGUUCUUGGCCUGACAACGAAUGUGCUUAUCAAAGUCGCUUCAAUGCUUUGGCUGAAUACUAUCAAGCUGUUGUUCAACAGGAUAAGCAAGAACGUCAAGAAUAUCUUCGACGUAAGACUCCCAAAGCUCAUAAAUUUCCUAGUCUAACUGAUCGCACUGGUCUCACUGUCUCAAUCAUACGACGCCAAAUGGGCUGGUCCGAUAAGAAUACUCAAAAAGCAAAACCGGUAAAUAUUGCCGCGGCCCAGAACACUGAAGAUGUGGGACAACUACCUGAAAGUGUUUUUACGCAGAAAAUCAAUCUUAGAAACAUAACCACAAUUAAACAACGUCACAAUCAACCAUGUGAGCAACCAUUUACCAUAACCAAAUUGUAUCCCCAGCGACGUGGUCUUUGGAUUAAACGUUCUUUACGCUGUCGCGAAUGUGAACAUAAUGUCAUUAAACCAGAAUAUCAUCCAACUUCGGUUAAAUAUCGCAUACAACUCUUUGCCAGCUAUCAUGUGCCCGAUGUGUUGCUGGUUAAAUGUGAUCAAUUGCUAAAGGCAGGACGAAUGAAUUCCAUAACCUUGAAAUUGAGUAAUCCUACUAUGCAUGACAUGGAAAUUAAUAUUGUGGAAUUACCCACUAUUGAGGAUGAACUUAAGUUGAUAGAAGAAUUUAAACGUUCUUGUGCUCUGAAAGACACUUCAUUGACAGCAGCCACGGCUAUGGAUUCACUUAAGUCACUCACUGGUUCGCCAAGCUUAACUGGCGCCAACACUUUGGCCAACACCUCGUUGGUCAGGCAGACAUCACUGCAGGAGGAGCCACGCGUCGUUAAGCAAAAGACAAAUAGUAAAUUGCAACCUUUGGAUGCUAGUUUCAUUUUAAAUCUAAGAGAUGACUCAAAGGAAUUCGAUGAAGAGACGCAAUCAAUAACUAAACAAGAACCAGUAUUUAUUGUAUCACGUAAAUCCAAUAAAGUAUGGUUGCGAUUGAAGUUCACUCCGGACGAACAAUUGAAGAAAGGCGAUGAUGUCUAUGUUGGCUUCAAUAUGCUUUACACCUAUGUAAAUACGGUCACCAAUACACCCGAAAAGAAGGAGCCUACAACUCAUGUUUUAAAUUGUCGCGUUUAUAUAAAGGUCGGUGCUAUUGAGGUAUAAACUAUUUAUAUAAACUAUUUAUUUGUCUAAUAAGUAUUUAAUGCAUAUUCAACAUUUUCUUAAGCUGUAUUACUUAUCUUUUUUUUUUUGCAACAUAUAUAUGUAUAUUUAAUAUGCUAUGAAAUAAAUAAAUGAACUACUCUAA
Molecule: messenger RNA, 1840 nt
Organism: Stomoxys calcitrans (stable fly)
Lineage: Eukaryota; Metazoa; Arthropoda; Insecta; Diptera; Muscidae
Gene: DCTN4-p62
Product: dynactin subunit 4
Exons: 6
Coding region: 106-1695 (529 amino acids)
Cellular component (GO): dynactin complex
Source: RefSeq, a predicted model, not a curated record